Molecule: messenger RNA, 2556 nt
Organism: Linum trigynum
Lineage: Eukaryota; Viridiplantae; Streptophyta; Magnoliopsida; Malpighiales; Linaceae
Source: the annotation of a GenBank genome assembly
UUCCCACACAGCAACACAUCUAUCAAUCUUCUCACUCUCUUUGCUUAUUUUCUUCCGCUAGCUAGCUCAUAGUUGCCAUGGCCUUGUUUGCGAGCAAGAACAAGAAGAUGCUGGUCUCGAUGAUCGCCGCUGUUGCCGCUUUGGCUGUUUUUGCUCCCAUGACGGCUUCGGCGAAACAGUACGUGGUGGGCGAUGAAAAUGGUUGGACCAAGGAUUUUGAUUACACCACUUGGACCGCCGGCAAGCAAUUCUUCGUCGGCGACUCCCUUGUGUUCAACUACCCAGCGGGAAAGCACAACGUGUUCAAGGUGAACGGCACAGACUUCAUGCAGUGCUCGAAGCCACUUGUUGGCGCUCCACUUACCACCGGGAGCGACGAGAUCCCACUCAAAACCACCGGGAGGAAAUGGUACAUCUGCGGCGUCUCCGGCCACUGCUCCUCCGGUCAGAAGCUCGUCAUCACCGUCUUGGACGGAUCUGCCGCUCCGGCGCCGACGCCGACCUCGCCAUCAACCGGCGCCGCCUCUGGGAGCAUCAUCAGUGCUGGGUUUGCUGCUACCAUGGUGGUCGUCGGCGUUCUUGGGAUGUUCAUGUGAUCUGAAAUUGAGUUGUGUGUUUGGGAGUGAGACUAAUAGCGAUAGAGUUAUUGAAUUUUGAUUUUGUAAAAUUUGACCUUAGAAGGUCUGCUAAAUGUCUAAUUCAAUGUUUUUUUUUAUUUUUUUGCAUUUUGAAGCUUUGAUUUUUCAUAUUUUAUUUAAAAUAAAUUUAUUUCGGGUGAAAGUGCAUUUGCUAAUUGCUGCUAUACUGUAUAUGCCCUUCUUUAGUAUUCCUUUGUGAUUAUGUUGAUUAUCAAUUUCAAACUUUGAAUUUUCAAAUACUGUAUAACCUUUUCAAAUUAAUAAUCAAUAAAUUAAUAAUUUUUUCAGUACCGACUUGAACUAGUGUAAAAAAAUGAGCAUUUUUAUUAAAAUAAUAAGAUAAUAAUUUUUGGCAACCAACCUACAUGGAUUUUCAACUCUAUAAAUUAAUAAUGGUAAAAAUACAAUUCAUCUAGAAAUUUAUAAUAUAAAUAGGAUACCAUAGAAAAAUAUGAAUAUUUAGUUUUUUUGUUUAUUCUUGAAGUUCAAGUCUAAUAGAAGUUCAUCUUGAACUUUACUCAUUGCACUCAAAGUCUCCGGUGAUGUCUUCUCUGAUUGCAUCAAGUACUUUUGAAGAGUCGAUGCGGCUUUAAGUGCUUUCUUUCGCAUGACCGGUUCCAAAGGUGUUGAAUUGUCAUAUCCUUCAUUCUCAAUUGAACCCCAAUGACAUCAGCCACAAAUCUAUAAUAUUCUGAUUAUAGAAACGCUUAAUGAUGAACCUUCUAUUAGUAUAAGAGUUAAAUUGGUACCAACAUUAAAUAAUGAGCAUGGAGCCUUUGAUUCUUUAAUAGUUAUCUCGGUUCGUUAUAAAUUUCUCUUUUUUGAAUUUAACUUUAUCACUAUGAAAUUUGAUCACAUCAUUGGCUUCUGGAUAAUUACAUUUUUCGGUUUAUAUAUAUAAUAUUGUGAAUAUAAAGACGCCUAAUCCAUUAAAAUAAAGGUAUACUUGCACCAUGAGCAGUCUAUUCUAUGUAUAUUAGAAGACCUUUCCAUGCUAAGCCAAAAGUGAAAAGAAGUCGUCAAUAGGGAAUUCAUCAAAAAAUUUCCAUGCUAAGCCAAAAGUGAAAAGAAGUCUUCAAUAGGGAAUUCGCAAGUAAAAUCAAAAUUUUGUAGUUUAUUAAAAUAACAUACACAAAAUGGAGAUGCAAGGGAUCGGACCCUGUACCUCCCGCAUGCAAAGCGGGCGCUCUACCAUUUGAGCUACAUCCCCAACAUAUUAAAAAAUGGAAGGAUGUAUACCUUUAUCUUAUCAGGACUUCUCAAGAUGUUUAUAAAAAGGGGCAUUCCGAGAAUCGAACUCGGGACCUCUCGCACCCAAAGCGAGAAUCAUACCACUAGACCAAAUGCCCUUAAUGAAAUUUAAAACCAUUCAUUUUAUAUUUAACUCACUCCCAAAAACAUUAACAUUUUGGAAUCUAUUUAUUUUCAUUUUUUGUCAAUUUCACAAUACACUUGAACUAUUAUGUUAAUCAAAGUGAAUGGCAUUCCUUUCAGAAGGAUCAAACCCCAAACUGCUUGAUUCAAGGACAUCAUGAUCAGCUAUCAAGUUGUACAUGAUACAAUCAUAUGUAUUUAUGAUGCUUCUUAAAGGUAUUUUGAAGUGUAUCUAUUUUUAUUUCUCGUCAAUGUCACUAUCAAGUUUAACUAUUAGAUAAUGAAAGUGAGUGAUAUUCCUUUGAGAAGGGUGUACAUGGGCUUGCGGUGCACCCUGCCGCAUCCUAAUGGUAGGGUGUAAACUUGACCCUAAAAAUCUAUUGACCCGCUCCUCGGUCAGUUUAGGGUCGGGUCAUUUUUUGACUCGGGUAGGGUCGAGCCAGUUUUUUGCCCUGUGACCCUUAUACAUGAAAUUCCACAUACCAACACAUUGGACUUAUUUGUACAAUUUUAAAAGUUUAGGCACUAAAUUGUAAAAAUAAAU